AUGGAGAAGCAACCGAAAUCAAAGAACAAGAUUCUCAAAUUUUUACCCAAAGCAGCUUCUGCAGUCUACUUCCAAAACCCUCCAUUUAGCCCCAGUAGAGAUAAACGAUCAGAGAAUCACUUCCACAGACACAGAGUUCAUGCCGGUAAAGGUUUCUCCAGUCCAGUUGUUUCCAUCAUCCCCGAUGAAAUUCGACGGAAACCCAAGAAUGGUAGCUUUGAUUCCCAAGAACCCAACUCGCCUAAGGUGUCCUGCAUGGGCCAAAUCAAAUGCAAGAAGAAGAUAGUAAACAAGGCCAAGCACUCUUCGUCUCCUCAUGAAGCAAAGACUGUGCCUUCUUCACGCGAGAUAAAGAAACAUGAGUCGACUAUUAUGAAAUUCUCUGGUAGUGCAAGGCCAAUUGAUGAGAGGAGGAGAUCAGAUUCUUCUAUCUAUGAUAAGCAACCGCUUUCUGAUAGAGCACCACCUUCUUUGAGUCAGAUGAGACACUUUGCGAGCAGUCGUGAUGCUUUUGCCAACUUUGACUGGACGGCUCAGAUUGCGCCGGUGGAUUCAGAACACGGGGAUUCUUAUGCCGAUGAAGAGGGCAGAGUACACAUGGACAUAGAAGAAGAAGAGGUGAUUGUUCCUUUCUCAGCGCCUACAACCGUUGGUCCAUCAGUGGCUUUGCAGCCAAGAAGAGAUGUUAAUCUAUGGAAGAGAAGAAUCAUGAGUCCACCUAGGCGUCUUCAGUUGAAUUUAAUUGUCUGAACAAUUUGAAUUAAUCCAUUUUUUUCCAAGAUUCCUUCUUUUAACUGUAUUUGUUUCUUUUUGUUUGGGCAGAGAAUGGAUUAUAAAGUUGCAUCCCGAUGAAGGAUUCUAAACAAUAGUCUUAAAGAAUCCUACGUUAAAAAUAUAUAAAAAUAUAAAGAUAAUUAUAAAUAAUUAUAUUUUAAUAUUAAAUUCACUAAUCAUUUUAAUAAA
Messenger RNA from Manihot esculenta (cassava), 963 nucleotides. RefSeq lists its product as uncharacterized. Lineage: Eukaryota; Viridiplantae; Streptophyta; Magnoliopsida; Malpighiales; Euphorbiaceae. The transcript has a single exon. The record is from RefSeq and is a predicted model, not a curated record. The coding region runs from base 1 to 750 and encodes 249 amino acids.